This is a messenger RNA of Castor canadensis (American beaver), 524 nucleotides long. The record is from RefSeq and is a predicted model, not a curated record. Lineage: Eukaryota; Metazoa; Chordata; Mammalia; Rodentia; Castoridae.
UUAACCCACCUGCAACCACUGCGGACAAGAACAACCUUAAGUACACAGGGAAUGUCUUCACCCCACGCUUUGCUACCGCCUUGACCUCAACAACCCGGAACCAGCCACUCUGGCUCCACCUGAAUUGCCCACCUGUGCCAGUGUUCACGAGUCACUCUACCUACCAAUAUCAGGGCCUGUACCCACAGCUAUGGGCAAGGAUGCCCUACCAGCAGGCUGUGCACCCUCAGUUGGGGUGCUACUCUCGACCGGUGACACCAUACAACCCACAACAAAUGGGCCAGCAGAUUUUCCGCUCUUCCUACACUCCCCUGUUGAGCUAUGUCCCCUUCGUUCAGCCCAACUAUCCAUACCCUCAGAGGACACCUCAGAAGCUGUCCACCAAUCUCCGAGACCCUUCACCCUUGGCCGGAGAUGGGUCACAGUACCUCUUCCCCCAGGGAUAUGGGUUCAACUCGACAUCUGGUGGGCCCCUGAUGAACAGCCCCUAUUUUUCCUCCAGUGGGAAUGGCAUAAAUUUUUAG